AUGACAAUGAAGAAUUAUUUAUUACCUCUGUGUGUGAUGGUCUGCAUCUCUGUGGUGGCAGGCUCACAAUGCACUUCCAACUAUCAAUGUGGAUCAUUCCCAUUUGCUGUCUGCUAUAACUUAACAUCAAAUGCCAUGCUUACUGGUAUUGGCUGGGACUCCAAGACAUCCGAUGUAGUCUUUAUUUCCAGACUUUCUGGCGUAGGUUCCAAUGUAUUCAAGGAGAAGCCAUUCCUUACAUCUCUGGCCGGUUCAUUCCAUGCUGUUGAGGAGAUCAAUGCCGAGAUUGAUGUACCAAAUGGAGUAAAAGUCUACCAACUCUACAAUUAUAUGUCCGAUGCUGGAAUUCCAAUCCUUGCCAACUUCAUGCCAACUGGUGUCGCUGGUGUUGGUCCAUACACCCGUGGUGUCUUUGAGCAAGUGUUCUCUGUCCUCAGUGUUCAGUUGACUCUUGACUAUGACGAGCCAAACAACAUCCUCUAUAGCUGUGACCUCGAUGUCAGAAAGUACUCUCCAAUCCCAAUGACCCGUGAUGGCCGUCUCAACAACGUCACCAUGUACAAGGAUCUUGCCUGCAGUGGACUCUCCCACCAGAAGACCGAUCUCUUCUUGGCCGCAUCCCCCCGUACCGAACCAGGCACUGUCUUCUACAAGGGAUCAACUUCAUGUGUUAACUGUGAUACCUCCAAGUUGGUCAAGUUGUUCACUGACCCCAACUACAUCAGAGCCUUCGCCACCAACUCUGAAUAUAUCUUCUACGCCACCAGCGCUGGAGUGUUCCAAGUUCCACUGUCCGGUGAUGUCAGCAAGCGUGUCCAAGUGAUGGACAACACUCAGGUCCAGUCAUUGGUUGUUGGUAAUGAGAUGCUCAACAUCCAGACCACUGAUGCCAUCUACCGUUACUGCCCACACAGAAACAACACCAAGAUGAUCUACAGCACCAAGGACCAGAUUAGCCAGGGUCAGUGCUCAUGUGCCACCGGAUUCGCUGGUGAUGCUUGUACCUCUUGUGACGGUCAUGUCAUCUGGAGCAACGCCGAGCCAAGAUGUGUUCGCAAGGGAGGCCCAUCUCAAUGCUUCGAGGACUACCAUUGCGGUAACCCACCAUUCACCCAGUGUCUGUUUGGAUCGUGUGGCUGUCGCUUCAACUUCACAGGUGUCGCUUGUGAUCAAUGCAAGGGCACCAUCACAUGGCAGCAGGGUGUACCCGUGUGCACUCUC
Acytostelium subglobosum LB1 is the source of this 1221-nucleotide messenger RNA. RefSeq lists its product as hypothetical. NCBI's taxonomy places the organism in Eukaryota, Evosea, Eumycetozoa, Acytosteliales, Acytosteliaceae. The record is from RefSeq and is a predicted model, not a curated record. The transcript has a single exon. The annotation marks the transcript as partial.